Molecule: messenger RNA, 1297 nt
Organism: Panicum hallii
Lineage: Eukaryota; Viridiplantae; Streptophyta; Magnoliopsida; Poales; Poaceae
Exons: 2
Coding region: 84-620 (178 amino acids)
Source: RefSeq, a predicted model, not a curated record
ACUUCCGAUUGGCCUAGCUUUAUCCUGCCCCGUUCGCCCUCCUGCGAUCCUGCCUCCGCCGCCGUCUCCUACUCGCAUCCCGCAUGGCGGAGGCCAAGCCCCGUGCCCAAGCUCGGCUCGCCGCUCCCGCUCCCGCUCCCACGUGGGCGCAGCGGGCCGAGGCCCUAACCCACAUCCUGACCCACCCGUCCCACUCGCCGUCGCUCCACUCGCAGCUCUUCCUCGCCUCCCGCGUCCCGUGCCCGCCGUCGGGCCCGGGCUCCACCGCGUCGUACCCGCCCUUCCUCUGCCCCGGCGCCUCGCUCCUCCGCUGGGCGCUCACCUCCGUCUUCCUCCCGCGCGCGGCGCGCCUCUGCCUCCCGCCCUCGUCCUGGCGGUCCCGGUGCCCCUUCCAGCUCCCGCCGCCGCUCGUGCCCUCGGCAGCCAUCGAGCCGGCGCCCGAGCGGUGGGGCGACGCCGAGCUCUCGGCGUACGCGCGCCGGCGGCGGGCGCGGAGGGGCCCGCUGACGGCGCGGCCGCCGAUGUCCGUGGCGGGCGUGGUGCUCACCACCGUGCCCUGCGUCGUGAUCGUCGUCGCCUUCAUAAGGGAGCUCUUCUGGGUCCGGUCCAACCGCAUCUGAGAUGCUGUUGAGAGGAUGCUGGAUCAGGAUUCAGGAAGCACAGGGAUCUCGGCAGCUCCAUAAAAAACCUGCGCCUAUUUAUGGAUGCCUGGGGGCACCAGAGGGCCACGGACACGGACCAUUCCAGUUCUUGGCCCUUCAUGCCAAAGGAAGCCUCCUCGUGGACCACCACCAGCAAGUCGAUCUGGCCAGAUCGGCAGCAGCCUAUGGCCGAGUCACUCGGUGUUGUUCCUGUAUCACGAAUCCUUUCUUCUUCAGCAUUUGGCCUGCUAGAAACAAGUCCCAGAAGGAUCAACAUCCAAUUUGUUGGGGGAUGCUGAUGUUCUUGACGCCAAUCCAGGGCGACAUUGGCUGAAAUAUCAUUGAGAAGAAUGUUUCUGGCUCAAUGUCACAGUGGAUGAUAUGUUCUGCACCCCUUCUGCUUGUAGACCAGACUCCUUUGCACACCUAGGGCAAACUGAACUUGGAGGCCUAGUCGAAGCAGAAGCGUCGAGCAAGGAUGUAGAAGUGUUCCCUUCAGGUUGAGGGGACUAGUAUAAACUAGGUGGCCAGAUUGUACAAUCUUUAAGUGUUUUUUCCGUAUUCCACCAUGCUUGAUCACCAAUAUAUUGGCAAAAUUGGAUGUUUUUCUGUUUCUGACGAAACAGAGGUUGUUCUGUACCUGUUUUGAGAGUGCU